UUUUCCGUUCACAAAUCAAAACAAAAGUUGCCGAACUAUGAUAAAUAGUACUGUAGCGAGCUUGAUUAUUAUCAAUGUGAACAUGUGUGAGCGACAGACUGAUACGUAUCACACUGACCUUCAGUAGAUUGUUAGAAACAGCGUUAUAAUGUUCCAGAUGAAAUAUGAAGAAGAAUCACGUGACAGUUCGCGUUUAAAAGGCAAUUACUUCCUUGUUUGGAUUGUAGUGUAGCCUAGCUAACGUUAGCUACAGUAGCAAGUCAAGUUUAACAAUGUGUCUGAAGAUAUGUUUGUGUUUUCUCACUAUUUUAGGAUCCUUAUAUGCCUCUGACGGUGGGUUCCGCUUUGCCUCCUAUUAUGGCGAUCACAUGGUUCUGCAGAAGGCCCCAGAGAGGGCUGUGCUAUGGGGCUAUGGACCCGAUGAUGCUGAGGUCACAGUCUUUCUAUCAGGAGGACCAGUCACUAACAAUGCACCUGCUGUCAGUGUGGCUGCCGGGAUAUGGAAGGUGGCCCUUGUCCCAAUGGAAGCUGGCGGUCCCUACAACUUGACUGCAGUCCUCCAGAACAACCACAAUAUCACUAUCACAGAUGUGCUGUUUGGGGAUGUCUGGCUGUGUGGGGGACAGAGCAACAUGGCUUUCACAACUUCUCAGGUGUUCAAUGCAUCAGAGGAGCUAGCGCUGGCCUCCAAGUUCCCUCAGGUGCGGAUCUUUAUGGCUGCCUUGGAGCAGAGCUACACUGAGCUGACUGACCUGGCUGGAGUGGAGGUGCCCUGGUCUGUCCCCACAGCAAAGUUGCUGGGUGGUGGGGAUUUCAAGCACUACUCUGCAGUGUGCUGGAUGUUUGGGCGCCACUUGUACAAGGUGCUGAAGUACCCCAUCGGCCUAGUGACGUCCUGCUGGGGAGGCACACCUGUAGAGGCAUGGUCCUCCCCACGAGCACUCCAACACUGUGACCUGGAUAGGAUUAACGGAUUUCCCAUGCCAUAUACACCUUCAAUGUAUUUGUCUGUGUGGACUAACUCUAUUUUGUGGAAUGCCAUGAUCCAUCCACUUCUCAACAUGACCAUCAAAGGAGCUAUCUGGUACCAAGGUGAGGCCAACACAGACUACAAUCAGAAGAAAUACUCCUGUUCCUUUCCCUCCAUGAUUGAUGACUGGAGGAUGGCUUUCCACCAGAGCUCAGGGGGACAGACUGCACCAGAUUUCCCCUUUGGAUUUGUACAGGUCUCUACGUAUAGAAAGGCCUCCUUAAGUGAGGGAUUUCCAAACAUACGCUGGCACCAGACUGCAGACUAUGGCUUUGCUCCCAACCUGCGUAUGAAGAACACAUUCAUGGCUGUUGCUAUGGACUUAGGAGACGAAAUGUCUCCUUUUGGCAGUAUCCAUCCCCGGGACAAGCAGGACGUGGCCUAUAGACUGUCUCUAGGGGCGAGAGCUGUGGCUUAUGGGGAGGAGGGUGUCUCAUUCCAGGGGCCUUUCCCUAGCCGGGUCCUGGUCAAUGACCAGUAUAUCAACGUAACCUAUGACCAGAGAGUGUCUGUCACUCAAUCCAAAGAUAUCUUUCAGAUUUGCUGCUCAGUGGUGAGGGCACCCUGUGACUCUCUGUCACUGUGGGUCCCAGCUCCCAUACUGCAGUGGGGCCUUAGCGCCGUCCAAGUGUCCACGAAUUACUGUUCCAUGAAUAAUGUAGCCGGCCUGCGCUACGCAUGGAGGGACUGGCCUUGUGACUUUAAGGCAUGUCCUGUUUACAGUGCUGAUGGGGUUCUACCUGCACCUCCCUUCACUCUCAACCGCUGGCCAGACAAGCAGUGAGAUGAGAACCCCCCUCUACUAGGAAUGGAUUAUUCCACCCAAAUAUGGUGUGGUGGUUAACAAGAUGCACUUGUGUCAAGACUGGAGAUGAAAUGCUUACAUUUCCUCUUGAGUCAUCAGUGUGAAGCUGAUUGCAGUCUUUCAGUGUGUGUAUCUUUGAAUUGUCUUGAACAUAAUGAUGUAGUUAUCUACAAAAACCAAUAACCUCUUUGGCUUGUUUACAAUUGCACUGAAGCUGAAUCAUUCUAUAAUUUUUCAUAUUGUAUUCUACGUUUAUUUACGCAGUGGGAAAUGUGUUUUGAAUGAUACAAUAUGAGCAAUGGUUGCCAAUCACUAUUGCCUUAUUUCAUUUUACUAUCAUUGAUUAUCAAAUAAAUAAACAAGUUAGUGGGUUUUUAUUGAAAUGCCAGGUGUGGUCUAUCUACAUUGUCCACCAAAUCAAUUAUAGUUCUAUCUAUACAGUGCUACAGGGGUCAGCUUGAAGGUGCUCUACACAAAGAGACCAGAUUAACUGUUUCUUUCACAUGAUAGCAACAAUGUGGUAUGCUAAUGAGGGUAUUAGAAUGUGCAACGAGGUUUACCAGUGACUUUGUUCCAGUAUCCAUCCCCGAGACAAGCAGAACGUGGCCUACAGACUGUCUCUAGGGGUGAGAACUGUGGCUUAUGGGGAGGAAGGCGUCUCAUUCUAGGGGCCUUUUCCCUAGCCGUUACCCAUGAGCAGAGAGUCUGUCACUCAAGCCACAUAUAUGUAUAUACUACCGUUCAAAGGUUUGGGGUCACUUAGAAAAGCACUUUUUUUUUGUCCAUUAAAAUAACAUCAAAUUGAUCGAAUAUCUACAGAGGCCCAUUAUCAGCAACCGGCACAUUGUGUUAGCUAAUCCAAGUUUAUCAUUUUAAAAGGCUAAUUGAUCAUUAGUAAACCCUUUUGAAAUUGUUAGCACAGCUGAAAACUGUUGUUCUGAUUUCAAAGAAGCAAUAAAACUGGCCUUUACAUGAGUUGAGGAUCUUGAGCAUCAGCAUUUGUGGGUUCGAUUACAGGCUAAAAAGGGACAGAAACAAAGACUUUCUUCUGAAACUCAAGUCUAUUCUUGUUCUGAGAAAUGAAGGCUAUUCCAUGCGAGGAAAUUGCCAAGAAACGGAAUAUCUCGUACAAUACUGUGUACUACUCCCUUCACAGAACAGAGCAAACUGGCUCUAACCAGAAUAGAGAGUGGGAGGCCCCGGUGCACAACUGAGCAAAUAAACAAGUAAACCCUC
Molecule: messenger RNA, 3071 nt
Organism: Salvelinus fontinalis (brook trout)
Lineage: Eukaryota; Metazoa; Chordata; Actinopteri; Salmoniformes; Salmonidae
Gene: siae
Product: sialic acid acetylesterase
Exons: 10
Coding region: 273-1814 (513 amino acids)
Biological process (GO): carbohydrate metabolic process
Molecular function (GO): sialate O-acetylesterase activity
Source: RefSeq, a predicted model, not a curated record